UAAGGAAAGGAAUUGUUCCGUGGCUAUAUUUGUAGCGACGAGCAAAAUUGAAUCUUUAUGGGUAAUUGGGGAAUUCUAACAUACGAGGAUGAAAGGGUAACACUGAUGAAUCUACGAGGGCAAAAAUAUAGUUUAUGCUUCAAUAGAGCCGAAAUCACGUGCAUUGCACGUGCCCUCCUCUAUUAAGACUCCCAAUCCAAAACUGGCGGGAAUCUCGUGUCACGAUCCCUCCAUUUUCACUCUCUCUCAAAACCCCAAAACCCAAAAGGACACCACCAUGAAACGAAACGCCUCCACCAGAAAACGCCCACCGCCAACGCCACAGCCACCGAACCCAUCACCGGCGGUGAAGCAUCAAGCCAUCACUCCCACCGUCGACGAAGAAUUCCUCGAUGAAGACGUCUUCCUUGACGAAACCCUCAUUGCAGAAGACGAGGAGAAUCUCAAUAAAGAACGUGAAGUCCUUACUUCUCGUCUCUCAAAAUGGGCCCGACCGAAGUUAUCAGAUGGCUACGUGUCGCAAUCGCAGAGUAUCAUAUUUCAGCAACUCGAGAUUGAUUACGUGAUCGGAGAGACACAUAAAGAACUUUUGCCUGAUAGGUCAGGUUCUGCUGCUAUUCUUAGAAUUUUUGGGGUUACUGGAGAAGGACAUAGUGUUUGCUGUCUUGUUCAUGGAUUUGAGCCCUAUUUCUACGUCAGCUGUCCUCCUGGAAUGAACCCAGAUGACAUCUCCCAUUUUCAUCACAUUCUUGAGGGGAAGAUGAAGGAGGUGAAUAGGAACACUAAAGUACCCAAAUUUGUGCGACGAAUUGAAUUGGUGCAUAAAAGGAGCAUCAUGUAUUAUCAGCAGCAGCAAUCUCAUCCCUUUCUUAAGAUUGUAGUUGCAUUGCCAACGAUGGUCUCUGGCUGCCGGGGUAUCCUUGAUAAAGGCAUACAUAUUGAUGGACUCGGUAUGAGGAGCUUCAUGACAUAUGAAAGCAAUGUACUCUUCGCUCUCCGUUUCAUGAUUGAUUGCAAUGUUGUUGGUGGGAAUUGGAUUGAAGUACCUGCUGGAAAAUACAAAAAGACUUCAAAGAGCUUAUCAAAUUGUCAAUUGGAGUUUGAUUGCUUAUAUUCAGAAUUGAUCAGCCAUGCUGCUGAAGGGGAAUUCUCAAAAAUGGCCCCGUUUCGCAUUUUGAGUUUUGAUAUAGAGUGUGCUGGUCGCAAAGGCCAUUUUCCUGAGCCUACGCAUGAUCCUGUUAUUCAGGUGGCAAAUCUAGUAACUUUGCAGGGGGAGGACCAGCCAUUUGUUCGUAAUAUCAUGACCCUGAACUCAUGUUCUCCGAUAGUUGGUGUGGAUGUUAUGUCUUUUGAUACAGAGAGAGAAGUUCUGAUAGCUUGGAAGGAAUUUAUUCGUGAAGUUGAUCCAGAUAUUAUAAUUGGGUAUAAUAUCUGCAAAUUUGAUCUGCCAUAUCUCAUUGAGAGAGCUGCAACCUUGGGAAUAUCAGAAUUUCCUGUCUUGGGCCGCAUCAGGAACAGCAGGGUUCGGAUCAAAGAUGCGACCUUUUCAUCCAGGCAAUAUGGGACAAGGGAAAGUAAAGAAGUUACAGUUGAAGGCAGAGUUCAAUUUGAUUUGCUUCAGGUCAUGCAACGAGAUUAUAAACUAAGUUCUUAUUCAUUAAACUCUGUUUCAGCACACUUUCUCUCUGAGCAGAAAGAGGAUGUUCACCAUUCAAUAAUAUCUGAUCUUCAGAAUGGGAAUGCAGAAACUAGGAGGCGGCUUGCUGUAUAUUGUUUAAAGGAUGCAUAUCUGCCACAGCGACUCUUGGACAAACUGAUGCUCAUUUACAACUAUGUGGAAAUGGCCCGUGUAACUGGUGUCCCUCUCUCUUUUCUUCUUGCCAGGGGACAAAGCAUCAAGGUGCUUUCUCAACUGUUGAGGAAGGCCAAGGAAAAAAACCUAGUUAUUCCAAAUGUCAAGCAGGCGGGAUCUGAACAAGGAAAAUUUGAAGGCGCAACUGUUUUGGAGCCAAAAGCAGGAUUCUAUGAAAAGCCAAUUGCAACACUGGAUUUUGCAUCCCUAUAUCCAUCAAUAAUGAUGGCAUACAAUCUAUGUUACUGCACUCUGGUAACACCUGAAGAUGUUCGCAAACUGAAUCUUCCACCUGAAUGUAUCAAUAAAACUCCAUCUGGUGAAACUUUUGUGAAGUCAAAUUUACAGAAGGGAAUUCUACCUGAAAUUCUUGAAGAACUAUUAACUGCUCGAAAAAGAGCAAAAGCAGAUUUGAAGGAAGCAAAGGAUCCCUUUGAGAAGGCUGUUCUAGAUGGUCGCCAACUGGCAUUGAAGAUUAGUGCAAAUUCUGUUUAUGGGUUUACAGGAGCUACAGUUGCCCAAUUGCCAUGUCUAGAAAUAUCCUCAAGUGUUACAAGCUAUGGUCGACAGAUGAUUGAACACACAAAAAAAAUUGUGGAAGACAAGUUUACUAUACUAGGGGGCUAUGAACACAAUGCAGAGGUUAUUUAUGGUGACACUGAUUCAGUCAUGGUGCAAUUUGGAGUUCCUACUGUAGAAGCAGCGAUGAAGUUGGGCCGUGAAGCUGCUGAGUGUAUUAGUGGAACUUUCAUCAAACCCAUCAAGCUAGAGUUUGAGAAGGUUUAUUAUCCAUAUCUAUUGAUUAGCAAGAAGCGAUAUGCUGGUUUAUUCUGGACAAAUCCAGACAAAUUUGACAAAAUGGAUACUAAAGGCAUUGAAACAGUUCGAAGGGACAACUGUCUAUUGGUAAAAAAUCUGGUAACUGAGUGUCUUCACAAGAUACUAAUAGACAGAGAUGUGCCCGGCGCGGUUCAAUUUGUAAAGAACACAAUUUCAGAUCUUCUCAUGAAUCGCAUGGAUUUGUCACUUCUGGUUAUUACUAAGGGUUUGACAAAGACAGGAGAUGAUUAUGAAGUAAAGACAGCUCAUGUUGAACUUGCUGAACGCAUGCGCAAGAGAGAUGCUGCCACUGCUCCAAAUGUUGGGGAUCGAGUGCCUUAUGUCAUUAUAAAAGGUGCAAAAGGUGCCAAGGCUUUCGAGAAAUCAGAGGAUCCCAUCUAUGUUCUAGAAAAUAACAUACCUAUAGACCCCCAAUACUAUCUGGAAAACCAAAUUAGCAAGCCACUUUUAAGAAUUUUUGAGCCCAUUUUGAAGAAUGCCAGCAAGGAGCUUCUUCACGGAAGUCACACAAGAUCUAUUUCCAUAUCUACUCCUUCAACAGGUGGCAUUAUGAAAUUUGCUAAGAAACAGCUCACUUGCAUUGGCUGCAAAACCCUUCUUAGCAAUUCAGAUCGUACUCUCUGCUCAAACUGCAAAGGGAGAGAAGCAGAGCUGUACUGCAAAUCAGUUUCUCAAGUAUCUGAACUAGAGCAACUUUUUGGGAGGCUGUGGACACAGUGCCAAGAGUGCCAAGGCUCUCUUCACCAGGAUGUUCUUUGCACUAGUCGGGAUUGUCCAAUAUUUUAUCGUAGGAAAAAGGCACAGAAAGAUAUGGCUGAAGCCAAGAGGCAAUUAGAUCGAUGGAGCUUCUAACAUUCUAAGAAGGUUAGUACCUUAUACUCCUAACAAAGUCAAAUAUUGCUAAAAAAUCAUAGAUAUGCCGGGAAUGUUUCUCAAUUUAACGAGGAUAACACAAGAAAAUGAGGAACUUCACUUCACAGAGGUGUUUUCCGAUGUUCAUGGACAAGAUGGCAAUUUGGCAACAUGGUUUUGCACCCGUGGAAACUUUUUGAUGCAGAGUCCCUGGAUAAGCUGUUAUCAGUUUUUCCGUUCACCAUAAAGAACAAGAUCCGAGUAUGACGUGGUUCAAUUUUGCUGGAUACAAGGGAAAGAUGUGAUCGGUGGUUGGGUGUUCGAUCAAGUAUGACAGGCACAACCUUCUAAUCCUGUUUGUAUUAAUUAAUCAGUGAUUUUGUAUACAAGUGGAAGUAGGGCAUGUAUAUUUUUUGUUUGUCUUUAUUUAUAUUAAUUUACUUUAUUUUCUUUCUUCCUCGGAGACAAACACAUGGAUUCAGUGGUGAAAGUAAAUUGUUAAGUGAAAACUACUAACAAAUUAGGGGUGAAAACAAUGCUGAUAAUUGUCUA
Populus euphratica (Euphrates poplar) is the source of this 4096-nucleotide messenger RNA. Its product is annotated as DNA polymerase delta subunit 1. The coding region runs from base 278 to 3544 and encodes 1088 amino acids. The record is from RefSeq and is a predicted model, not a curated record. The transcript is spliced from 30 exons. Lineage: Eukaryota; Viridiplantae; Streptophyta; Magnoliopsida; Malpighiales; Salicaceae. Gene Ontology annotation, biological process: DNA replication proofreading; nucleotide-excision repair, DNA gap filling; DNA-templated DNA replication. Gene Ontology annotation, cellular component: delta DNA polymerase complex. Gene Ontology annotation, molecular function: 3'-5'-DNA exonuclease activity; DNA-directed DNA polymerase activity; nucleotide binding.